This is a messenger RNA of Aedes aegypti (yellow fever mosquito), 4087 nucleotides long. Its product is annotated as TLD domain-containing protein 1. The record is from RefSeq and is a predicted model, not a curated record. Lineage: Eukaryota; Metazoa; Arthropoda; Insecta; Diptera; Culicidae. The transcript is spliced from 9 exons. Bases 793 to 2205 code for a protein of 470 amino acids.
AAAAAUCACUUGCAUUAUUAGAAAAAUCUUCUGCUCAAACAUCGGACACUCUUCCUGCUUUACUCUGUGUUGUUAGCUCAUCGAUGACGGUCGUGUUCGAUGAACGUAUAAAAUUCGAAAAUCCAAUUUCCAAUAUCGUCAAUCGUUCACUGAAGGGAAUUGUUAGGAUUAAGGUGAUUGGUUUUCAUCACUUGGUUUCAGCUUUAUAUCAGUGAAUUCCGAUCCACGUGAGCAUUCACGUAGUGCAAUCAAGUCUAGUCUAGUGUUUGCAAAAUAUUAUGUCAAGUGUCACUCAUUCGACGUAUGCACGGUCUCGAAUAUCAAAUAUUUCUUCGAAGUGAAAACUAAAGUUAUGAUAGCUUACUGAAACGAUUGGUACAAGUAGGCUUUGUGAUGGAACGAGUUUUGUUUAUUGUAGAUGGCAUAUGCAUCGGAGAUCUCUAGUAGCAUUGUCCUGUAAGGAGAGUAACAUAGACAGUUGUCAAUACAGCCAAUAUUUAUUGACAGACUAGUGCAAACAAAGUGUGUAUUGUGCAUGUGAAUAAAUUCGCUGUGAAUGGAAUACGAAAAUAGGAGCUACUUGUAGCAUUAGGGUUCAAGGUUUAUCGAGCUAUUUCGAUGGAGAUGUCAUUGGUUUGUGAAUUGACCGUGUUCCGCCUGAUGAUGGAUUAGUGUUUACUAUAUUAGUAAAACAGUGUACAAGCAGUCCUCAUAUAAAAGUAUUAUCACAUUGAUUAAACUGAAGCAACUUGUAGAAUAACUUAUAAGAUCUAGUCCAUAAUACGAGUAACCAUGGGUAAUAUAUCGUCCUCAAGUUCAAAGUUAGCUGAAAAAUGUCCAAUGCUUGAGAAAAGUGAGCUUCCACUGAUAGCCAGCUCAUUCAGAAUAGCAAGUAAAAAUUCCGACAAAUGCAAGGAAGAGGAACUCAUGAAAUUCUGGGGAUCGCAAAUGGAUCCACGGUUGGCACAGUACAUCACCAACUUUCUGUUUGGUCCGCUCGGUCAACGAGCAGCAUUUGUGGAUCUUCCGAGGUUUGCCGAGCUGUAUGUCUACACUGUUCGCGGUACUUUGGAGGAGCGAAUCAAUGUAUUGCUUUGUAGUUUGGGCCAAUCGCCCGAUUCGGAAUCCACCGAAAUAGCGUAUCCGUUGAUUAAAGAGUACGUUGAAGCCGUGGUGAGCAGUUACAUGCGAGCGAUAAGACUUGAAGGUGGACCGGAAUUUAAAUCGUGGGAGUCACGAGGAUUUCGAAUCGUAAAAGAGUGCAUCCAGAAGCUUGCUGAGAGCUUAGUGUACGAUGUAGUUCAACAAGGUACACAGAAAGUUACUCGGGCGGAUGCUGAACGCUGGCUCAACAAAAAUCCCAUUUUCCUCAAAAUGCUGGAGCAUGUGUUUUCCCAUUUGUACAACUAUCGUAGCGUGAAAAACAGUUCCGAGGAAAGAAAGAAGGACGACACCGAUGAUAGCAGAGCCAAGCGGAAAGAGAACUUUCCGCAACAAGAGGUCGUGUUGCACGCCAUGCUCCCGCUCUGCGAGGGUUUGCAAUACAUGCCCGACUACCCGGCGUUCACCGAUCUCUCGCAGAUGUUGUUUAUCAAUGCGAAUCUCCCAAAUGCACAGCAGCACAAGUGGCGCUUUUUGUUCUCCUCGCAAAUUCACGGAGAAAGUUUUUCUACAUUGUUAGGUCGCAUCAUGGAUCAAGGUUCUACAGUAGUGAUAGUUGAAGACUCAAACGGGUAUAUUUUUGGAGGCUAUGCAACCGAAUCGUGGGCACUAGGCCCUAACUAUUUGGGCAACGAAAAUUCUUUCCUCUUCACGUUGCGCCCAAAAAUGCGAUGUUUUCCAUCUACGGGAUACAAUCCUCAUUAUCAAUAUUUGAAUCUACAUCAGCAAACUAUGCCCAACGGAAUGGGCAUGGGUGGUCAACACAACUAUUGGGGCUUAUGGUUGGACAGCGAGUACGGCGUUGGAGAAUGUUCAGAGACGUGCACCACCUACAAGGGAUACUUCCAAAUGAGUGCCACCAAAAAGUUCACGGUUCGAAAUGUAGAAGUAUGGGGUGUUGGUGAAAAACCAAUCAAGGAAGACGAAUCGGAAGAGAAUACCGGCCGCUCAAUUCUGGAUGGAAAUGCAGACAGCAAAGCGAUGCUCAAGCUGAGUGGUCGGGAGCAGUAUUCCGAUGGGUAUCGAGAGGAACCAAGAGAUUAAAAAUGGAGAUCAAACGCCAGAAAAAAGUUGGGAAGAAAUUUGUGUUCACCGGAGAUCAAUCUGGUUGAUGUGUUGGAUACGUUCAAUUUUAAUUUUCUCUGAUAAUGAACAAACUAGAGUGUUAAUUGUCUGCAAUUUAAAAAUGUUAUUCAAAUCGAUAAAAGGUUGAGACAUAGUAGAUUAUGGAAGUAAGCGUUAUUUUUAUUUAUUUAUUAAAGGCUUUAUUUUGAUUCUGGCGUUUGCAGUAUGCACAAGUAGAAAACCGCGCUUAUUAGUCGUAAGACGGAGGUUCUUCAUCUUGCCAAUACAAUAAUUCUGGAAUGAUAAAUUUCGUAAUUUAUAAGCAAAAAUGAAGCAUUCUGAAUAAAACUACGGAAUUCAAUUUUGAUUGUGGAAUUGUUGUACUUUCAAGAUAUAUUUUUCCAACUCUUUCUUUCUUACGAGUUCGGUAGACUUUUUCCACACAGCAAGUGUUUUUUUGAGUUACUAAAACAAACAUAGGAGUUGUGAAAGAUCAUUUUUUAAGCAUCCUAAAAUAUUACAAACUUGUAUUUUGAUUGUUUAUUGAAAGUUAUAUCUUUGAAACAAAUAGUUAAGUUUUCUGGUAAACAAAAUUUCGUGAAACUAACAUUUAAUAUUGGUUUACAAAUUUAAUCUGAUUCAGUUUGUUUGAAAUUCGUGAAAGCUACAAUGGAAAAGAAAGGGUUAAGCCAUUUUACGACGAAUUUGCGCGGAAGCCUAUAUUUUUAAUUUACAUCUCACUGUAUUGCGCACAUUGCGCAAGACUUGAAUGCAGCCGCAGAAAUCGAAUUGUUUUAUUUUAAUACCGAGUUUAGCUUUCUUUCUGGGCAAGCCAAAUUUUAGUUAAAAAAUGUCAUUUGGAUUCCUGUUAUUUAUAAAAUAAAUAUUUAGAAAAAAAACUUUUUCCACAACUAUGAGCUGAAAGCUUUCUUUGCCAGUCGAACAUUUAUGAUUUUUUAUCGUGUGACAAGAACGAAGGUACUCCAUCCUGAGAGGUCAAGAAAACUUCAUAUGCACAGAGAGUUUUGACUGGACUGGGACUAGAACAUGCUACCUUUAGCAUGAUUUAUCAAAAUGCGAAAAAAUGGAGAAAAAAUCACAAUGAUACUUCUGUCUGGUUUAGCAAAAAGCAUAACGGCUUGUUCAGAAAAAGUUUUAUUUCGGUAUCAAAAAAAAAGUCACAGAUAAGCAGAUUUAACGUUUUAAAAUAAUUUAUGAAUAGUUCUAAAAUCAACCGGGUAAUAAUUAUUGACGACAGAAUUCUGGCAAUGAAAGAUGGUCAGAGUGUUAUGUUUGCUUGUCUGUGAUCAUACCUGAAUAUUAGCAUGAGCAAUUUAAAGCAUGUACGAGCUUGAGCCGGUCGAGCAGUGCAUCAGAGAAAAACGCUUCAAUGGAACUUAUUGUAGAUGUGCGUUAAUGUGAUUAUAAUUGUACCGCAAAUGGUAGAAAGAAGCAACACAACAAGUAGCUUGAGCAAUUCAACUAUUAAAAAGUGAUAAUUUAUUCAAGAACUGUUAUGCCCAACAGCAUGAGAAGUGUAAAUAUAGAGAUUUUCGUUCAGUCCUAACUCAUCUUGCGUUUAAUUAAUUUAUUGCGUGUAUAGUAAUUUUUUAUUCCUUUUGGAUUUAUGAACGCACAGGUUUGAUAGCAGGUGCCAUAUAAACUAAACCUAUGUGUACAUUGAUAAUGCAAAGUAGAAAGUACAGAAUCCAUUAGUAUUAUUUUUGUUGUUGCCUUUUGCGUUGACUGUUAUGAAAUCAUAAAAUGAGAUCACCGAUCUAUGUCAAUCAUUAUAUAUGUGCUACGGAACGUUGCCCAAGAUCCGAAAUGAAGACAAAUAUACAAAGCUGAAUAAAUCGUA